Messenger RNA from Nanorana parkeri, 2328 nucleotides. It is a transcript of the gene SLC9A4, whose product is annotated as solute carrier family 9 member A4. Gene Ontology annotation, biological process: proton transmembrane transport; regulation of pH; sodium ion transport. The record is from RefSeq and is a predicted model, not a curated record. Gene Ontology annotation, molecular function: sodium:proton antiporter activity. The coding region runs from base 85 to 2328 and encodes 747 amino acids. Gene Ontology annotation, cellular component: membrane. Lineage: Eukaryota; Metazoa; Chordata; Amphibia; Anura; Dicroglossidae. The transcript is spliced from 12 exons.
GUGGAUAAGAUGAUGUUGUGACAUUGUUUUUAUUAUACCAUGUAGAGAUUAUUGGCCAACGAAAGCCUGAAUUACUGCUUGAAAAUGGAAAUAUUUUGCUUUCUUAUUCUACUAAUGAUUUUGAAAAGCUCAAGUGCAAACUCAGAUAUGACUACAGGAAUCCCAAUAAUUGAAAAUCCAGAAGCAGCGGAAAGAAUACAUGUCUUUUCUGUGGAUUACAGCCAGGUUCAAAUCCCCUACGAAAUCACCCUAUGGAUCAUUCUCGCUUCCUACGCUAAAAUUGGAUUUCAUCUGUACCACAAAUUGCCAGCAAUAAUGCCAGAGAGCUGCAUUCUGAUAGCUAUUGGUGUACUAAUGGGAGGAAUCAUUUUUGGGACAGAUCACAAAGCGCCACCUGCUAUGAGAACUGAUAUUUAUUUCCUUUAUCUGCUGCCUCCAAUUGUGCUGGAAGGGGGAUACUUUCUACCUACUCGUCCUUUUUUUGAAAACAUCGGAACCAUUAUUUGGUGGUCUGUGAUGGGGACACUUAUUAAUGCCUUUGGCAUUGGCCUCUCUCUAUAUGCCAUCUGUCAGAUUGAAGCCUUCAGUUUGACUGAUAUUAAUCUGUUACAAAACUUGCUCUUUGGAAGCCUGAUAUCAGCAGUGGAUCCGGUGGCUGUUCUUGCUGUAUUUGAGGAGAUAUCUGUAAAUGAACAGCUAUAUAUGAUGAUUUUCGGAGAAUCCUUGUUGAAUGAUGGAAUAACAGUGGUGUUAUAUAAUAUUUUUAUCUCAUUCAUACAAAUGCACACCUAUGAAAGCAUUGAACCGGUAGACAUUCUAGCAGGCAUCGGGCGUUUUUUUAUGGUUGGAAUUGGUGGUGUACUUAUUGGGAUCAUAUUUGGAUUCCUCUCUGCUUUUAUCACCCGAUUCACCAAGAACAUUACCUCUAUUGAACCCCUUCUUGUUUUCAUGUUCAGCUAUCUGUCAUACCUAUCUGCUGAGGCCUUUUACCUCUCUGGAAUCUUGGCUAUGACAGCUUGUGCAAUGACCAUGAAGAAUUAUGUGGAAGAAAACAUCUCCAAGAAUUCAAGUACAACUAUAAAAUACUUUAUGAAGAUGUUGAGCAGCGUGAGCGAGACUCUUAUAUUUGUCUUCAUGGGUGUCUCCACAGUUGGAAAAAACCAUGAAUGGAACUGGGCUUUUGUCAGCUUCACGUUACUCUUUUGUCUGAUAUGGCGAGCUCUAAGUGUUUUCCUUCUUUUUUCGAUAAUAAAUCGUUUCCGGACAUACCCGUUCACUUUUAAAGACCAACUGAUCAUUGCAUACAGUGGUUUACGGGGAGCCAGUAGCUUCUCACUAGUAUUCUUGUUGCCUAUUCUUCUAUUUCCAAGGAAGAAAAUGUUCAUCACUUCAACAAUUGUAGUUAUAUACUUCACAGUAUUCAUUCAGGGACUUACUAUUGGACCUCUGGUAAGAUAUCUGAAUGUGAAAAGGAUAUCGAGAGAGCAAACGGUCAAUCAAGAAAUUCAUACUCGGUUAAUGGAUCACCUGAAGACAGGAAUAGAAGACAUAUGUGGCCACUGGGGACACUAUCAGAUGAGGCAAAAAUUGAAGAAACUUGACGACAAAUUUCUUCGGAAAGCUCUUAUACGUGAACACCAGCCUAAGUCAAGUAUUGUCUCUUUGCAUAAAAAGCUUGAGGUUAAACAAGCCAUUCAGAUGACCAUGUUUGGAAUGGGCAGAGAUAUGUCCUCAUCCUCUCUACUAAAAAGAAAAGCUCCAAACACAUUUUCCACCAAUGAUGUAGUUCACAUGAAAAACAUAUUAACAGACAGUCUCUAUCAAGUACGACGAAGGACAUCUUCAUACGUUAAGUAUAAUUUACCAAAGGAAGAUAAUGAGAGACAAAACAGAGAAAUCCUCACUCGCCGCUACUCAAGUAUGAAGAAAGGAAAUAGUCUGCCAUGGGGAGGACAGGCAAAUGUCCGGAAUGUACGCUAUUUAUCCCUGCCCCAUGACCGUUAUAAAGCAGGAGAAGACUAUAACCUGCAAUCUUUGCAAGGUCAAGAUAAUGAUUAUGAUUCUGUAUUUCUGGAGACAACUGGCAUCUUAACUAGGCAGGGUACCAAUUUAACACCAUCAGCAACACGAAAUCUAAAAGGAAAUGAAGGAAUUAGAGGAAAUAGGGCUGGCGCUAGAACAGGAACUUGGCCAACCAAGAAGAGUGAGCCCCAGAAACAGCUCACUGCAAGACUAAAAUAUCAGCCAACUGAAAAGAAGCCAUAUUUUGAUAUAGUUCUUGAGGAAGAUGAUGACCAUGUGGAUAGUAAUAAGGAUGACGUCCUGUAG